Gekko japonicus is the source of this 3339-nucleotide messenger RNA. RefSeq names its product axonemal dynein light chain domain containing 1 (gene AXDND1). The record is from RefSeq and is a predicted model, not a curated record. The transcript is spliced from 27 exons. Lineage: Eukaryota; Metazoa; Chordata; Lepidosauria; Squamata; Gekkonidae. The coding region runs from base 1 to 3339 and encodes 1112 amino acids.
AUGAGGUGCCACCUAUAUGUGGACGACACCCAGCUCAAUUUCUCCUUAACAGCUAAGCCCAGUGAGUCUGUGGAAGUCCUGAAUAGAUGCCUGGAGAACGUAAUGUGGUGGACGAGGGACAAUAAACUGAAGAUCAACGAAGACAAGACUGAGAUGCUGUUGCAUUUCAGCAUGUCUGCUAACAAGGAACUGGUUCCAAAGUCACCAUCUACUUCAAAGCAAGAGAAGAGAAAAGCAAAAGAUGCCUCUUCCUUAGUUCCCAUCAUGGAAAAUAAAGAACUUCCUGAGUUAAGAAGGAAGCCAAGUGUAACAGACAGUUGGAAGCACCCUCCCACUUCCUUACGGAACGAUUUCAUCCCAGAAGAGAUCUUUGUUGCUCUCACCUCUGCAGCCAAACCUGUCCCCUGUCCCUCAUAUCUCAGGCCUCCCACAAAAACCAAACAUAUGAAAGACUUCCAGGGCUGCAUUCGAACUGCUGACGGGGUCUGGCAGCAUCCCAUUCGCCGAAACAGGUUUCGCUACCUGAUACAGCAUCCCAUCUGCCUGACGGGAGCCGGAAGGGAUGUCUCUUUUCUGUACGAUGUCAUUGCUGAAAAAGAGAGGAGGACUCCUCCCACAACUCCUGUGCCAGAUAAGACUGCAUCCGGGAGAAGUUCCAAACAGGAAGCAGAUGUGGCCAGACCACCAAGAAGCAUAGCAGACAGUCUUGUCCCAGAGGAAUUUCACAUUGUAAAAAACAGAGGCGUCAUUGGCUUGGAGUAUUAUGAUGAUAAAUAUACAACUCUACUUGAAGACCAUGAAAACAGACUACGGGUCUUCCCAUCCAUGAAGCCAUCUGGGAGGCUGGAGGUUAUGCAGCUGAUGAAGGUCAUGGACACGAUGCUGGAAAAGGCUGGAGUAGAUAAUGAGGAAACCGGGAUAACGGGGCUUUCUCAGAUGCACAAUGCCCUAGAAGUGCUGAAGAUGGAGCAGAACAUCUACAACAUCGUGUUUCAUGAGAUCAUCCGACAAGUCAGCGUGGACUGUGCGGAACGAGGAGAACUGCUCUCCAAGCUCAGACAAAGAUACGUUGAUAUCCUGGACCGGAUUCCCAGGCAGAUCAGGAAUCUCUACAAAGAAAUGAUGGCCCAGAGGGUAAUGGACAAGCAUAUCACAGAGGAGUUAUUCAGAUUCAAGGAAGCUGUGGGAAGGCUGACAAGGGAACUGCAGAUGGUCCGAGAACAUGACCGCAGAGCAACCACCGAUGCAGAAAAGACCCAUAAGGAGCUUGCUAAGGCAAUAUGGGAUUCUGAGAUGAAUGCAAACCUUUUGGACGAAUACCGUGAACUGUAUGAAUUGCAGAGAGCGAGACUCGAGGCACAGAUUCAGCAGUUAACCGAAGAGAAAGAACUCUGGAGUGGUGCUACGUAUGACCUUGCCCUCAAGGUGAUAGAAAAGAACAAGGUGAUCUUGGCUCGCAGGCUGUACGCCAGUGAAAAGGCUUGGACCAAUGUCAUGAGGCACUUCGUCGUACUUUUGGCAUCAGAGGAUGCCACAGAUCUUUCCAGCCUGCAGCAGCUGACGCAGGAGUACCGAGGGCUCUUGUGCCGAAUUGACACAGAGCUGAAGCAAGUUGAAGAAUCUAGCGGGGAGCAAAUAAACACCAUUCAGAAUGCCUUGAAUGGAUGGCUCAGUCACUUCCGGGAUCACGUCCUAGGAUCUUAUACUGCUGCAAAAGGAGCUGCUUUGUUGGAUGAAAUCAUGGUGGACCUCAAAGACUGGGAGAAGGUGCUGAAUAAACAGUUGGAUCUGUUUGGGGGGGACGUGCACCUGACAAGGAAGGAGCCCCUAGUGACAGCUGAAAAGCUUCAGAAACAGUGGAUGGAGCUGGGAAACGGCAUCCUCAGCCGCCACAAGACUCUCAACGGCAAGAUGCCUCCUGAGUCGAAGCUGCUGGAGGAUAUCAACAAGAACUGUGAACAUCUCCAUCAGCAGUAUGCUGUAAGGAUUGGCGGAGAAAACGGGGUCACGAGGAUUUUAACAAGUCUGAUCAAUAGUAUGGAAGACUGGUCAUUCAGAAUGCUAGCCAACAAGCAAAAGGCUGGGAUGCUUGAAAAUGACUGGGUGAAAUUUUUCCAAACCGUUAGUGACUGGCUGAUUCAGAUGGCUGAUCUGUCGAAGUUCACUGGUUCCUGCGAAACCCCGGAGGACCGAAGGCUUAGAAUAAUUAAUUAUAUUCAGAUAAAACCAGAGGAUAUAUUUAAGAAGAUUCAGCACUGGAUCCUGACCACCAGUAGUGGUGCUGAGAAAGGAAACAUCCAACUUACCCAGGAAAUGACCGAGUUCCACAACAUCCUGAGUAAGUGGAUGGUGAACCUGCUACUCCUCAUGGUGCCAGACCAUACCUCUAGUGAGAGUCUUCCACCGACCGACGUGCAACUAGAGAGGCAGGCAGAGCGCAAGCUGCUGGACGUUUUCAGGCUGGAAGGAGAAGCCGCGAACCUGGCUGCCAAGCUGAGCAAGUUCUCCCAUUAUGUGGUCAGCUGCUGCAAGGACAUGGUUGCAUCGAUAACGCGUAAAAAAUUGGCUAAUUAUGAUCCAGAUGCAGAAUAUGAAUUGAGACAGUUGGAGAAGAUCAAGACAGAAUGCCUCGACUGGAUCCAAACUUGCAAUAUCCUGCUCUCUGGAAUGAAGACCACGCCCACCACUUUAAUCAGCACAGAGGAGCUCAUCACCCUGUUUGGGGAAGAGGCGCUCCGGCCGAAACCCCAACUGCCGCCUCACCCAGAGCAGGAAAGGGACACCUCUCCAGAGGAAGGAGAAGAGGCUCCAGAGGAGCAAAAGAAAGACGAAGUUCAGGAAUCUGGCAGUAAGGAGCCCGUGACUGAGACGGAAGUGCCGGAAACACAGCAACAACUACCUGUGUCCGGCACAAGCACCGAUCAGGAAGCUGUGAGUGCGGAGGGCGCUCAGUUGAUCAGAUACAUUGGACCUGAUUCUAAUGUUCACGUGAGGACGAUUGAGACAGAACAAGUCACAGUCUCGGGGAGGGAGCUGUAUGCCAGCCAAUGGACCACAAAAUACUCAAAGAAAGAAUUUCAGAUCCUGGCUUCACUGGAAAUUCUGGAGGAGCGGCUCCUGGAGGCUGAAAAGCGGGCCCAGCAGGCUGAAGAAAAUUCAGAAAGCCUUCACGAGCAACUGGAAGAAGCUCUGUCAAAGCUCCACGACUUGGAGGACGAGGAACCAAAAGAGGAGGCUACCCUGGAAACGGAAUCAAAGCCUAAGUCAGGUACGGCUUCACAGCUUGCUGGAUCUAAAGUAUCCACUAAGUCUAAGAAGUCCACCAAACCGAAGCGCUGA